Molecule: messenger RNA, 858 nt
Organism: Histoplasma capsulatum G186AR
Lineage: Eukaryota; Fungi; Ascomycota; Eurotiomycetes; Onygenales; Ajellomycetaceae
Product: short-chain dehydrogenase/reductase SDR
Exons: 3
Coding region: 1-858 (285 amino acids)
Molecular function (GO): oxidoreductase activity
Source: RefSeq, a predicted model, not a curated record
AUGGAAAAUUCUCCUGUCUGGCUCAUCACCGGCGCAUCUUCCGGGUUUGGGAGCGCCCUUGCACAAGCGGCUCUGAAGGCUGGCAAUAGAGUCAUUGCGACUGCGAGGAACAUAGAGAAGUCGAAGCGGGAGAUCCCACAGAUCGAAGAGCUUGGGGGCAAAUGGCUACAGCUGGAUGUGACUGCGUCCGACGUGCGCGAAAAGGUCCGGCGGAUUGUGCAGGAGUACGGCAAGAUUGACGUUGUGAUCAACAGCGCAGGUUAUGCUUUAUUCGGGGCCUUGGAUGAUGUGAGCGAAUCCGAGAUCCACCAGCAGUUCAAUACCAAUGUCUACGGCCCAAUCCGCGUCAUGCAAGCAGUUAUCCCGUCGAUGAGAGAGCGAAAGUCAGGGACUAUCGUGAAUAUUAGCAGCGUAGCCGGGCUUGAUGCGCAGACGGCCUGCUCGAUGUACGCGGGGAGCAAAUUUGCCCUUGAAGGCAUCUCGGAAUCCCUCGCUCGCGAUCUGGCCCCAUUUAACAUUCGAGUCCUCAUCGUCGAGCCCGGGGUAUUCCGCACAAAAUUUGCGACCGCGCUACAAACCCCCGCGGCCGGAACGACGAAGGCGUACGAAGGCACACCUUUGCACGAUUCACUGCAACGUUUCCUUGUUCUCGACGGCAAACAGCCAGGGGAUCCCGCCAAGGCCAUUAAGAGAAUUAUGGAAGUGAUCAAUGGGACUGGCAUGGGAGAAGGGAAAAUGGGCUUCCUACGCCUGCCAUUGGGUCUUGAUUGUGUCCAGCGGACGCAGCAAAAGAUAGCGUCGCUGCAGCAAAACUUUGCCGCAAUGCAAGAGAUAGCGGCGAGCACGAAUUUUGAUUAG